UCCCCAGCGCCUUCACGAGUCACAAAGAACUCGCGCGGCGCGGCCAUUGUCUUGGGAGCGACCGAGCUGCGAGGCGCCGACGGUUGAGGCAGCGCGGGGGGUGGGUGAGCGGACGGACGGCGAUGGGCAACUGCCAGGCGGCGGAGGCGGCGGCCGUGGUGGUCCAGCACCCGGGCGGCAAGGUCGAGCGCCUGUACGGGCCGGCCACCGCCGCCGACGUCAUGCGGAGCAACCCGGGGCACUACGUCGCGCUCGUCGUCCUCCGCGUCUCCGGCCCCUACGCCGACGCCAAGACCGGCACCGCGGCGGUCGGCGGCGGCGCCAAGAUCACGAAGGUGAAGCUCCUCAAGCCCAAGGACACCCUACUCCUCGGAAAGGUCUAUCGGCUCAUCACCUCCCAAGAGGUGGCCAAGGCGAUACAGGCGAGGAGGCAGGAAAAGAUGCGGCGGUGCGAGGAGGUGAUGGACGACCGGCGGCGGCGGCAGUCGCAGCCGGGACAUGCCGGCGCUGCGGGCUGCGAAAAGCUGGGGCAGUCCACCGAUCAGGAACGGAAGCAGCCGGAGAAAGACCGGCACAGGAGUGGCACCGCCAGCGGCGGCGGGAGAGGGCGGCACUGGCGGCCGUCGCUGCAGAGCAUCUCCGAGUCGGCGAGCUGAUGGCCGGCCCCGGUCUCGACGCUGCUCUGCAACUUCGACCAGUAGUCUAGCAGUAUAGAAGAAGGCUUGGAGCUAGGAGGUGUAGAUGUACAUUGGGGUGAGAGACUGCGAGAGGAGCGAUGAGAUGGCAAGAAUCGCUCCGUGUAGUUGGCAUAGUGAUGAAACAGUGAAGCAGCUCUGCAAGAACAAUCUUUACCUGUU
Phragmites australis (common reed) is the source of this 857-nucleotide messenger RNA. RefSeq lists its product as uncharacterized. Bases 123 to 656 code for a protein of 177 amino acids. The transcript has 3 exons. The record is from RefSeq and is a predicted model, not a curated record. Lineage: Eukaryota; Viridiplantae; Streptophyta; Magnoliopsida; Poales; Poaceae.